Molecule: messenger RNA, 1064 nt
Organism: Cajanus cajan (pigeon pea)
Lineage: Eukaryota; Viridiplantae; Streptophyta; Magnoliopsida; Fabales; Fabaceae
Product: gamma-glutamyl peptidase 5
Cellular component (GO): cytosol
Source: RefSeq, a predicted model, not a curated record
CCCUUAAGGUUGUAGUUCGACAAACAAACAAAAACACACACUCAGCGCACCUGUUAUUCGUGCACUAGUUGUGUGUGUUAGAGAGAGAGAGAGAGAGAGAGAGAGAGAAGAAUAUUGGGGCCCAAUGGAGAAGAAGAGGUUCGCGGUGUUGAUGUGCGCAGAGGAAUCGGAGUACAUGAAGAAAGCGUACGGAGGGUAUUUUGAGGUGUUCAUGAGAAUGCUGGCGGAGGAAGGAGAAACCUGGGACGUGUACAAGGUGCUGCGUGGAGAGUUUCCGCAGGAUCAUGACUUGCUUCUCUAUCAAGGCUAUGUCAUCACUGGCAGUUGCAGAGACGCACAUGGUAACGACAAAUGGAUUCACGACCUUCUCACCUUGCUUCGCAACUUGGAUUCCAUCAACAAAAAAAUCCUCGGCAUUUGCUUCGGACACCAGAUACUUGGGCGUGCAUUGGGAGGGAAAGUGAUUCCUUCUCCAACUGGUUGGGACAUUGGUGUCAGAACCAUAACAUUUUCACCAUCUUUGCCAUUCGCUUUGUCUUCCCUCGAUCUUCCUUCAAGGCUUCCUAUUAUUGAAUGCCACAGGGAUGAGGUCCGAGAGCUACCAGUGAAGGCAGAAGUGAUUGCUUAUUCGGAUAAGACUGGAAUAGAAAUGUUCACAUAUGGAGAUCACAUUAUGGGAAUCCAAGGUCACCCUGAGUACUCCAAAGACAUUCUUUUGCACCUUAUUGACCGUCUGAUUCAACGAGAUUACAUCAUAGACGCUAUAGCUGUGGAAGCAAGGGAGAGGAUUAAUGCAAUGUGGGAGCCAGAUACGGAGGCUUGGAAGAGACUCUGUGUCACAUUUCUGAAGGGUCCAUUGACAUAAAUGGAAUUAAUUGACACGAAAAGUUUUAGUUUAAUGUGCUGUGGGCCAAUGCAUGCACCGCUUAGUACUGUUAUUAGACAAUUUAGCCGUGUUACGUUAGUUGUCAUAGUGCUGAUGGGUGUAUUUUAUGUACCUAUGUUAUCCAUGGUCAUAUUACACCAAUUAAUAAAAAGUAUUGUCACUCUUCUCUCCUUUCCAA